AGCCCGGCCCCUCCCUCGCCGGGGCCGGGGCCCGCAGCGGGCCGGGGGCGGGUCCUGGCACCCACCAUGCGGGCAGAGCUCUGGCUCCUGGUGCUGCUGCUCAGGGAGGCUGCCCGGGCGCUGAGCCCCCCGCCCGGAGCAGGACAGGAUGCAGGCCGCGGCCCUGGAUGGGCUGCCAAGGGGACCACGCAGGGCUGGAGUCGGAGAGCCCGAGAGAGCCCCGGGCAGGUGUUGGAGUCGGACAGGACCCAGCUGAGCCAAGACCCUGGCGGGGGCACGCUGGCCAUUGACACACUGCCAGAUAACAGGACCAGGGUGGUGGAGGACAACCACAGCUACUAUGUGUCCCGUCUGUACGGCCCCAGCGAGCCCCGAAGCCGGGAGCUGUGGGUGGACGUGGCCAAGGCCAACCAGAGCCAAGUGAAGGUCCACAGAAUCCUCUCCAACACCCACCGGCAGGCUUCGAGAGUGGUCUUGUCCUUUGAUUUUCCUUUCUACGGGCAUCCUCUGCGGCAGAUCACCAUAGCAACUGGAGGCUUCAUCUUCAUGGGGGACACGAUCCAUCGGAUGCUCACGGCAACUCAGUAUGUGGCCCCUCUGAUGGCCAACUUCAACCCCGGCUACUCCGAGAAUUCAACAGUCGCUUACUUUGACAAUGGGACGGUCUUUAUCGCUCAGUGGGACCACGUCUACCUCCACGGCCGGGAGGACAGGGGCAGCUUCACUUUCCAGGCGGCUCUGCACCGUGAUGGCCGCAUCGUAUUUGGCUAUAAGGAGGUGAGUGAGCUGAGCUGCAGAGAGGGCUGGGUCUUGGAGUCUUUCAUUCAGCAAAUAUCUGUAGAGAAGCUGCAAAUGUGCCAGGCUCCUCUGAGCGGAGCCUCUGUCCCCAACAGAAAUCUGAGGGAAGGGACCAGGGCUCAUGUGACGAGUCUUGAUCCGGCACCUUCCACAUGCAAGGUUCAGUCCAGUGUGAGGGGCUUGCCUCUGGAGUUGAAAGCAUGGAUUGGAGUCCAAACUCUCCACAAGCGUCUGACCUCUGAAUCUCGGCGAAGGACCAUCUUCGAGUACCACCGUGUGGAGCUGGACCCCAGCAAGGUCACCAGCAUGUCAGCCGUGGAGUUCACCCCACUGCCAACCUGCCUGCAGCAUCGGAGCUGUGAUGCCUGCGUGUCCUCGGACCUGACCUUCAACUGCAGCUGGUGCCACGUCCUCCAGAGAUGCUCCAGUGGUUUUGACCGCUACCGCCAGGAGUGGCUGGCCCACGGCUGUGCCCAGGAGGCAGAGGGCAGGACGUGCGAGGACUUACGGGAAGGAGGCCACUACUCGGCCUCCCCCAACAGCUCCUUCAGUCCCUUUGAUGGAGACCUCACCACCACCUCUUCCUCCCUCUUCAUCGACAGCCUCACCACCGAAGAUGACACCAAGUUGAACCCCUAUGCAGGAGGAGACGGCCUUCAGAACAACCUAUCCCCCAAGACCAAGGGCCCCCCCGUGCACCUGGGGACCAUCGUGGGCAUUGUGCUGGCAGUCCUCCUGGUGGCAGCCAUCAUCCUGGCCGGGAUUUACAUCAACGGUCACCCCACGUCCAACGCUGCACUCUUCUUCAUCGAGCGGAGACCUCACCACUGGCCAGCAGUGAGAUUCCGCAACCACCCCAACCACUCCACGUACACAGAGGUCGAGCCCUCGGGCCACGAGAAGGAGGGUUUCGUGGAGGCUGAGCAGUGCUGAGAGCAACAGGUCUCCCCUUGGAAGAAUGGAAAAAAGACCCGGGGACCCCAGAGAAGACCAGUCAAAGCAAAGUGGAGAAGUCACUUUUCUUGGCUUCCUCUGAACAUCCCCUGGCCAGGCAGAUGGAGACGAGACUGUGACUUAUGGUGCCCAAGCCACAGUUUGGCCAUCGCAAACCACAUACGGAAGCAAGGGGACAGAAAAGCAACCACGGGAGCUUUCUAAGGGACAACAACCUAAUUUCAUCCUGUUUUGAUGUGCGGGGUCUCCCCUUCUGAGUCUCUCAAUGGUCUUUUCCGGUGGUCCUGCCCCAGAGGCCCCUCCCACCCGAGUCACCUAACGCCCCCUCCCCCCCCCCGCAGGACACGGAGAACAGGAUUCUAGGUUGGGGCCGCCGCGUCCCAGGGUCCAUAGACUCCAGAGCUGGUCCUCAUGGCUAUGGAUUCAGUAUAUUUCGCUCCAGCCUCGGAGGCUCUGGAAGUCUGAAGAUGUUCCAGCCACCUGCUAAACACGGGGACGGCUUCGUCUGGCAUGUUGUCACCGGGGGAAAGCCAAAUUCGAGGAGAGGAAAGAACUUGUGGGAGGAAAGUUGCCUUUUUAGGCUUUACUCCCUGGAGUUACUCUUUCUGCCGAGAGGGUCCGACACGGAACGCGUGUGCAGCCCGCCUCGUGGGCCUUACCCCGACGGCGGCCCAGUGGUGGCCAGGCUCGGCCGCAUCUGCGGUGUGGGCUCCUGAUUCUGCUGGCACGUGUGGUGCCCACGGCAUUCACUAGCCUGUCCUGUCCUGUCGGUGCCAGGAAGUACCUUCAAAGGCUGGGCCUGCCAGACUAGUACCUUUCCUCCUCUGAGCUGGAUUUUUAUAGCCAUUAAAGAGAGGAAACAGGGUGGUAGGAGGGCUUCUGGAGACAUACUCAGCAGGGAAUUCCCGUUGGCUUCUGUUGAGAAGCAAAGCUGCUGGAACUGACGGGACAGAGGAAGCUGGCGUGGGAAGGAGGGACUUGCUACGGAAAACCUUGACCUGGAGAGUCGCUCCCACCUCCCCAGCUCUGCUGGAAGCUUUCAGAACAAAGUGUUUAGGUUCCCAAACUUGACCUGGUUUUAAGGGAAUUCUGUCCCAGGGAUGAGUUGGGGCUGCUUCUGAAGAGAAUUUAAAAUUACAAUCUAUAGCUCAACCUCGUUCAAGGUAAAGAAUAUCAGCAGCAAAUAAACGUUAAAUCAGU
Messenger RNA from Ailuropoda melanoleuca (giant panda), 2952 nucleotides. It is a transcript of the gene PLXDC1, whose product is annotated as plexin domain containing 1. The transcript is spliced from 14 exons. Bases 67 to 1731 code for a protein of 554 amino acids. NCBI's taxonomy places the organism in Eukaryota, Metazoa, Chordata, Mammalia, Carnivora, Ursidae. The record is from RefSeq and is a predicted model, not a curated record.